Messenger RNA from Micromonas pusilla CCMP1545, 1616 nucleotides. RefSeq lists its product as uncharacterized. The record is from RefSeq and is a predicted model, not a curated record. The transcript has a single exon. Bases 1 to 1518 code for a protein of 505 amino acids. Lineage: Eukaryota; Viridiplantae; Chlorophyta; Mamiellophyceae; Mamiellales; Mamiellaceae.
AUGCUGCAGACGCUGAACCGCGCUCCCACCGCGCUUGACGCGUCCGGUUUCGGCGAGGCUCGACCGCGAGACGACGGCGACGACGAGGACUACGACGACGGCGCGUUCGCGCGCGCGACGACCGGACUGAAGCGAACGGCGAUCGACGAGAAGCCGGAGGCGAUCAACCGCGCGCUGCACGCGUCCACGACGCGGACGUCCAUCGCGUUCGGGCGCGGCGAUUGCAUCGGGCGCGGCGCCGCCCCGGUCGUGAGUUUCCGAGCGAAGGCCGCGUUCAGGGACUACGAGCGGUCGAUCUCGGGCGCGAGGGCGGCAUCGAAAAAAGAAGACGCGGCGUCGAAGAAAACGACUCGACAGGAGCGGACGAUCGCGACGGAACCCCGCGGACGCAGACCCGCGGACCGCGUCGCCGCCGCGGCGACGUCGAGACGCCACGAGAGGGACUGGGACGGCCGGCGCGUGCGAGGAGGACAGCGAACGGACGCGACGGAGAAGCUUCGAGCGAUGAUCGCGGCGGAUGACAAAGCGACCGCGGCGCUCAGAACGACGACGACACCGCUGGAGCGACUCGAGACGCGACGCUCGCGCGCGAAGGUGGCGGCGACGCGGCCGCCGAUGGACACGUACGCGCUGAAUCCGUCGCAAGGUCAGGAGCUGCGCGCGAAGGUGAUAAGAUCGAUCAAAGAGAAGGGGGGGGCGCAGGCGCCGUAUUACCCGAUGGGGGCGUACGUCGAUGCGGAUCCGUUUCCGUUCGCGCGCGAGCCCGGCUGGGAGGACAAUCACCUCGAGUUGUUCCACAGGCAUCACAGAGAGCUCCGUGCGAGCGAUAAGGACGUGCUGUUGGGAAAACAGAUCGACGUUCGGACGACGUUUAUCGCGGAGAGGGAGGCGAAGACGCUCGCGGACGAAGAAGCCGCGCGCUCGUCGGGGGUGUACUGGGGGAAGGACCCGUCGAAGGGCGCGAGACGCGACUUACACGUGCCGCGCCGCGGCGGAUUAUGGGAACGAGAUCCCGCGGACGGCGCCGUGCACUACCCGGGGCGGAUUGUGGGGUCGAAGUACGAGGCGGCGUGCAGCGCGUACGCGACGCGACUCUUGGAAUCCGGGCGCGCGGCGACGGCGACAGCGACGGCGACGACGACGACGACGGCGUGCGACGAUGCGUCGGCGGCGCGUCUUCGUCAGACGCGCGACGCGCCCCAGCGAGAAACAUCGUUCGGGGGCGUGAAGACGGAACCGGUUACGCACCGCAUCGUCUUCGGGCGGACGAUCGGGUACGCCUCGAGCGGCGGCGUCGCGUCUCACCUCGGCCUCGGGUUGCACGCGCUCGACGGCAACGGCGACGGCGACGUCAGCACGAUGGAAAUCGCCGCCGCGCGCGCGUCCGGGGGAUCGAGCACGUACGACGUGCGUACCGCGAGCGCGUGUGGGUUGGACGCGAGGAAGAGUAAGCCUUGGGCGACGGGAGUGGGGCGCGGGAGCGCGAGCGGCGGCCCUCGCAAGAGCGCCGCAUCUUAGUCUAAAGUCUCGUGUACGUGUACGUGUACAGAACUACGAAAGUACCUUCGAAGGGAAAGUACUUUGUACCUUCGUACGAAGGUAACAACUUAUGGCUG